UGAUCUGUUAAUGAUCGAAUCAAAUUCUCCAAACAUGUGCAGUUACAGCCAAAUUUUCCUAGAUUGCUGAUAAGAGUCGUCUGGGAGGCGAACUUGAAACUGCCGAUUGCAUCAUUUGUGCAAUAGUUUUAGACAAGCAAAGAUGGAUUCGAACUGUUGCAGGUAUCAUCAUCAUCAUCAUCAUCAUGAGAGGUAUGUUUGCUUGACAUGUGAAGAUGACCAGGAGUUCCAAUGUGAGCAUCGCGAUCACCCUAAACAACAAAUGAUAACGAACAAACAGCUUAUGGAUCGAUACGGCGGCAGCGUAAACGAGCCGGACCUUCUGCUGGAGGUAGGAGUUUUCAGCUGCCCAUACUGCGAUCGCCAGAGGCUUAGCGUAUCGGACCUGUACGAUCAUGUCACCCUCGAACAUCUGGACAUUCCGUUCUGCGUUCGAUGUCCGGUGUGCGUGUGUUUUCUGGAGGAUUAUUCCUUCCACGAUGGCAUUCAUCUGUCCAAGCAUCUGGUCCAAGGUCACAGUAUAUCGUUCGAUGAGUAUCAGGAUCGAAUUUUGAUGUGCGAGUGCUUCAGCGAGGACGACUUUGAGAUGUUGAAGUUUAUUGCGACGACUCUGCCACCUUCUUAUCACAGCAGCAGCGAUGAUAGUGCAACGGGCGGCAGUGUAAACAACAGUAACGACUGCAGUCCCAGCAGUUCUUCGACGUCAUCGCGUGAGUCAUCCAGCUCGGAAACAUCCCGCCUAGGCCAAUCCUGUUCCAUUUGCUUCGAUUUGAUAUUCGACAAGGAUAACACCACGUGGGUGCUGCCCUGUAAGCACAAAUUCCACCCCGAGUGCAUAGAUCGAUGGGUUCAACAGAACAACUCCUGUCCCAUAUGUCGCAAAAUGAUUAACAUCUAGCUUUCUCUAUAGAAUAAGUUUAGUAGUCUAUAUAUUAUAUUUAAAGAAAAAAAAAACAAAAUAAUUAAAAGAGCUUUAAGAAGAUAAUUCAUUGUUUCUCUUG
Messenger RNA from Uranotaenia lowii, 1001 nucleotides. RefSeq lists its product as uncharacterized. Lineage: Eukaryota; Metazoa; Arthropoda; Insecta; Diptera; Culicidae. The record is from RefSeq and is a predicted model, not a curated record. Gene Ontology annotation, molecular function: zinc ion binding. The coding region runs from base 143 to 898 and encodes 251 amino acids. The transcript is spliced from 4 exons.